GCAUGAGAAUUCAAGGCAGAGUCAUGUUGGCGAGGUCCGCGUUGACGUGUCUCAGGGUUCACAGUGGCAUUCGCUCGACGGUCAGCCGCAAGCUCCUGCUGGCGGGUGUCGCGAUUAAUCGCGAGAGCGUGCAGGUCCGCGGCAAGUCGUUCAAGCGUUAUCUCGACUACUCCAACGUUCCCAAGCUGGACGAGGCCGAUCUGGAGGAGCAGUUCGUCCGCGGCAGCGGUCCGGGCGGCCAAGCAACCAACAAGACGAACAACGCGGUCCUGCUCAGGCACAAGCCCACCGGGCUCGUUGUCAAGUGCCACGAGACGAGGAGUCAGUGGGACAACAAGAAGCGCGCCCGCGAAAUCCUGGUGACCAAGCUCGACAACCUGCUGAACAAGGAGCGCUCCAUCGAGGCUCAGAUACGCGUCCUCGAGGAGAAGCAGCGGGCGCGACAGGACUACAAAAGAAGAAAGCUGGACGAGAUGAAGAGAGCGUUCCGCGAACGCGAAGGCUUGACGUGACGCGAGCCGUUUCGUGUUAAAUUACCUCUUAGGCUGUACCUAAAUUGACUUUAGAUUUGGAAAUAAGUGAAAUUACAGCUUAUUAAUGUUAAUUAUAACCAAUUGAAUUCAUUAAAGAUCAAUGAACUUACACCGUAA
Messenger RNA from Vollenhovia emeryi, 650 nucleotides. Its product is annotated as probable peptide chain release factor C12orf65 homolog, mitochondrial. The transcript has a single exon. The record is from RefSeq and is a predicted model, not a curated record. Gene Ontology annotation, cellular component: mitochondrion. Gene Ontology annotation, biological process: translational termination. Gene Ontology annotation, molecular function: translation release factor activity. Lineage: Eukaryota; Metazoa; Arthropoda; Insecta; Hymenoptera; Formicidae. The coding region runs from base 3 to 512 and encodes 169 amino acids.